Messenger RNA from Populus trichocarpa (black cottonwood), 2798 nucleotides. Its product is annotated as pentatricopeptide repeat-containing protein At1g03560, mitochondrial. Gene Ontology annotation, molecular function: protein binding. Lineage: Eukaryota; Viridiplantae; Streptophyta; Magnoliopsida; Malpighiales; Salicaceae. The transcript has a single exon. The record is from RefSeq and is a predicted model, not a curated record. The coding region runs from base 125 to 2104 and encodes 659 amino acids.
ACUAGACCAUGGGACCUAUGGUGAUGAGUUCUCCCUCAAAAUAUAGUUUCCAAAUGUUGUUCUGUCUUCAAAACCUCUGCCAUUUCUGUCACUCAGUGUGUCACUCAAACACCCAAAAACCCUGAUGAGAAGAAUAACCCUUUUGAGACCUCCUCCUUCCCUUCUCCCCGCAACAACCCUUCACUCUUUUACAACUCUCCUACCCUAUAACAAUGGCGGGUCUUCAUCAAAACAUCCAAAAAAGCGACCUACGCUGACUUUCACUUCAAAUUCUAGGUGGGUAUUCACAGACAGCAACUAUCUCCCUCCACCUGAAUGGAUAGAGCCCUUUAAUGACCUCUCUGAUAUCGCCUCAAAACCCCCUCAAGACCUUAAACCCUCUCCUUGGGUUCACCAAAUUAUGAGUCUUUUGUUAGAUGGCCCGGUGGACAUGGAAUCAAGAUUGGAUCUUUUUUGCAACAAGUUCUUGAUCAAGUUAUCGCCAAAUUUUGUGUCUUUUGUUUUGAAAUCUAUGGAACUUCAAAAAAGACCUGAUCUUGCUUUAAAGUUCUUUACUUGGGCCGGUAAGCAAAAGAAAUAUACUCAUAAUCUUCAAUGUUAUGUUUCUUCGAUUGAUGUUUUAGCUAUAAAUGGUGAUUUAGAUAAUGUAAAGUCAGUUUUUUGUAAGUUUAGAGGAAUGGGGUUUUUGAUGAAUGUUUCUGCUGCGAAUUCUUUGAUUAAGAGCUUCGGUAGUUUAGGGAUGGUAGAGGAGUUGUUGUGGGUGUGGCGUGGAAUGAAGGAAAAUGGGGUUGAACCAAGUUUAUUUACCUAUAAUUUUUUGCUUAAUGGUUUGGUUAAUUCAGUGUUUAUUGAAUCCGCUGAGCGUGUUCUUGAGGUCAUGGAGAACGGAAAAAUUGGACCUGAUGUUGUUACCUAUAAUACUAUGAUUAAAGGCUAUUGUCAGGUCGGGAAGACCCAAAAAGCAUUUGAGAAGUUUAGAGAUAUGGAGUUGAGAAAUGUGGCACCAGAUAAGAUUACGUAUAUGACUUUGAUUCAGGCGUGUUAUGCGGAGGGGGAUUUUGAUUUGUGUUUAAGUUUAUAUCAUGAAAUGGAUGAGAAUGGAUUGGAAAUUCCGCCUCAUGCUUAUAGUCUAGUUAUUGGGGGGCUUUGUAAGGAGGGGAAAUGUGUGGAAGGAUAUGCUGUUUUCGAGAAGAUGAUUCAGAAAGGAUGUAAAGUGAACGUGGCAAUAUAUACAGCCUUGAUUGACUCAAAUGCAAAAUGCGGUAACAUGGGAGAGGCAAUGUUGCUUUUUGAAAGGAUGAAAAAGGAAGGACUUGAACCAGAUGUGGUUACUUAUGGGGUCGUUGUUAAUUGUAUGUGUAAGAGUGGGAGGUUGGAUGAGGCUAUGGAGUAUUUGGAGUUUUGUAGAGUUAAUGGAGUGGCAGUUAAUGCCAUGUUAUAUUCUAGUCUUAUUGAUGGCCUUGGCAAGGCUGGGAGGGUGCACGAAGCUGAGAAACUUUUUGAAGAGAUGGUCAAGAAAGGAUGCCCACCAGAUUCAUAUUGCUAUAAUGCUCUUAUUGAUGCCCUUGCCAAAUGUGGUAAGACCGAUGAAGCAUUAGCAUUCUUUAAGAGAAUGGAGGAUGAAGGGUGCGAUCAGACUGUAUAUACAUACACCAUAAUGAUAAAUGGAUUGUUCAGAGAGCAUAAAAAUGAAGAGGCAUUGAAGAUGUGGGAUAUGAUGAUAGAUAAGGGUAUCACGCCAACUGCAGCUGCUUUUAGGGCUCUAUCUAUUGGUCUCUGUUUAUCAGGCAAGGUAGCCAGAGCUUGUAAACUUUUGGAUGAACUAGCACCAAUGGGUGUCAUUCCCGAGACAGCUUUCGAGGAUAUGCUCAAUGUGUUGUGCAAAGCAGGCCGUAUAAAAGAGGCCUGUAAGUUGGCUGAUGGCUUUGUUGACAGGGGCCGGGAAAUUCCAGGGAGAGUUCGCACUGUUUUAAUCAAUGCUUUGAGGAAAGCUGGCAAUGCAGAUUUGGCUUUGAAGUUGAUGCAUAGCAAGAUUGGGAUUGGGUAUGAUAGAAUGGGUAGUGUUAAGAGGCGAGUGAAAUUUCGGAUUCUUGUUGAAAGUUAAUUCGUCUGCCUUAUUUUUGCUUCUAUGCCUCUGGGCAGUUUGCUUUUGACCAUUAAUUGGAGGAUAGCGUGCCUGCAAUGACUCUGCAGUUCAUUCCUGUACAUAAUGCUAUUCACUUUAUGAAGAAGCUUUGCCACCAGAUCUUCUGUCCAAGUGACAUCUUUUGGAUAGCAUGUUCAAGAUGCAAAUGAACAGCUCUCAUUCUUUGGAGUGGAAGGAUUGAUGCCCAGCCAAAAAGAAACAAGGGAAAUAAUGAAGCUUUUACACUGCCGUCCUUAAAACUCAGCCCUACAAUUGUCUUCUUUGCAUCCAAGCGAUCCUUACUCUGAACUGACAAUAAUUCAAAGACCAAUAACCCUCCUUAUGUCAAGUCACCAUUCAGUUUAAUUUUGGUCCCUUGGAUGUUUCAUGCCCUCCUCACUUCUGCUGGUACUAUAACUCACCAUGCCUUGCUGGCACUCUUUAAAGCCAUGGCCUUCUUCUCUAUGUUCUUCAACUGUCAAGCUUUAUGUAAUGUCAUUAACACACUUCCAUCUACAAUAUAGUAUCCCAGUGUGAUUCCUUGAUAUCUCUUCCAAGUAGCGGAGAAAUCUUUUCUUUUCCUUUCCUUUUUUAUUUUUUUGCUGUUACUAAGUUUUCUCAAUUUGGAUAUUUUUAGGCGGUUAAAUCCAAUAAAAUAAAUGGAUUUCAUUUA